CCUCUCAUACCCCAGCUCAGUAUCGACGCCUACUAUCAUCCACCCCCCAAAUCCUUUGUGUGAAUAAAUCCGCCCUUCUCCCCCCUCCCUCUAUUCCUUCCCCCCUCCAACACUAUUCCUUCCCUCAGCCUGUUUGUCGCUACAUUUAAAGCUCGUCACCUUCCCUUCACUUGGAAUAGACAACCAACAAUCAAUCAAUCACAUUUUUUUCUUCUGUGCCAUCCUUCAUUUACGUCGUUCCCUCUCGCCUUUCGAUAGCGAAUCGGUGACCUUGCCAACUCAGUAACAAAGACUUCCUUCGUCCCCCAGCCAAAUCUUGUUAUAGGCUUAUAUAUUGGGCAUGAAUACCAGUACUAGGAAUCUCUCAAAACUCAAGAAGGCCGCCAGAAUCAUUCUUGUUGGCCCUCCGGGGUGUGGGAAGGGUACACAGUCCGGGAGGCUACUGGAUCAUUUCAAAUUGACCCCCAUAUCCUCGGGUGAUUUGUUGAGGGAGAAUGUUCGCAACCGGACACCACUAGGAAUUCAGGCUGAGACAGUGAUGCGCUCCGGUGGACUUGUUCAGGAUUCCUUGAUGGUCAAACUUAUCGUCGGAGAACUCUCCAAACGUGGAUGGGUUGAAACCCGUGGUAAUUUGACUUCUGGAAUUUGUCUUACAGGACCAUUAUCGGUUAUCGGGGGUCCAAUAACGCCAAGAGCAUCAGAUUCUCCGACAGCUAGUUUCCUUCUCGACGGCUUCCCCAGGACAAAGAACCAGGCCCAAUCUUUGGAUUCUGAGGUCGCCAUGAAUUUGGUUGUUAACCUCGAUGUCCCUCAUGACGUUAUUUUGGAUCGUAUCGCCAAUAGGCUUGUGCAUGAGCCUUCUGGCCGCGUCUACAAUAUGACCUGGAACAAACCCAAGAACCCCGGUGUCGACGAUGUUACUGGGGAGCCUCUGACCCGUCGUCCCGAUGAUUGUCCGGAAACAUUCUCCAAGCGCCUGAAGAAUUAUGCUGAGGCUACCGGGCCGCUUCUUGAGCACUACGACAAAGCGGGCGUUCUGUGGACUGUAUCUGGCUCUACUAGCGAUGAGAUCACCCCUCAGCUUGAUGCUGAGAUCCUCAAGAGAUUCGGCUAGAUUCACACUUGGGACUCGCUCAUUCUUACAGCAGAAUGGAGGCCUCUGAGACUUUGCUUUUUUAUAUAUAUAUAUUUAUUUAUGUUACCCUUUCCGAUUCUCCUUUUUCCUGUUGCUCUCUCACCGACUGGAACCUUCAUUAUAAUGAACAUUCAUGGCUAAUGGCGUUUCCUAUUUUUGCUUCAUUUUUACCGCUGGAGCCUUACUCUUAUGUUUUUUUAUUAUAACUUCAUUCUUCAUUUUCUUUUACAGCACGAUAGGGAUUGGUGGUUUUUGAUUUCACUGCGGUACAUUGUGGGACGACAAUGAGUUUUCUGUUUUUGUUUUUAUGAUAUGGACGUGGACUAAUGUACAAAUUACGGAAGGGUUCACGGAAAUGAAAAAAAACAAAAAACAGGGCCAACAAAACAAGGCAUGGAUGAUUGAUUUGUGGCCUUUCAAAUCGCAAUUGUUUUUGCUUUUACUCCAGCCUUCUUCUCCGGGGUGAUAUGUGGGACUUUUCAAUGGUAUGAUGCGUUACAAGCAUACUAAGUUAGAGUUCACGGCAAAAGUCAAGACCAGUAGUUAUCAGAAUCUACUCGUACGAUAUCA
This is a messenger RNA of Tuber melanosporum (Perigord truffle), 1705 nucleotides long. RefSeq lists its product as uncharacterized. Bases 341 to 1114 code for a protein of 257 amino acids. NCBI's taxonomy places the organism in Eukaryota, Fungi, Ascomycota, Pezizomycetes, Pezizales, Tuberaceae. The record is from RefSeq and is a predicted model, not a curated record. Gene Ontology annotation, cellular component: cytoplasm; mitochondrion. The transcript has 6 exons. Gene Ontology annotation, biological process: nucleobase-containing compound metabolic process. Gene Ontology annotation, molecular function: ATP binding; AMP kinase activity.